Messenger RNA from Daphnia pulicaria, 1950 nucleotides. RefSeq lists its product as uncharacterized. The transcript has 3 exons. Lineage: Eukaryota; Metazoa; Arthropoda; Branchiopoda; Diplostraca; Daphniidae. The record is from RefSeq and is a predicted model, not a curated record. The coding region runs from base 604 to 1299 and encodes 231 amino acids.
GAGUAUUAAUUUUUUUACGCGAGAUAUUGGCGUUUAUCAAGAAAUUUGCUUUUAUAAUUUUUCGUACAGGCUCAGACUUCAAGUAUAUCUCUACCAAUUAAUCUAAAUUUGACUUUUUUAUUUUAAAAAACUGCAUGAUUCAGAAGAAAAAGACGGGCGCUGGCCUUACUCCACCAUUUUUCACUUGAAAACCGGAUAAAGAAAAUUCGAAUGGAAACUGCUAUCCUUUAUCACUCACAUAAUUCCGUAUGAAUUCAUUUUAUUAUAAUGAAGUUGGACAAGCUUCCGUGCCUUCAAUAAUAUUCUUUUGUCACAUAGCCCACUUACGCUUUGCGAUACAUUUUCCCACAGUCCUCUGGUUCAUAAAAUGGUGGGAUGAGAAAAAAAAAUAUCAGAACGGUACGUAACACAGAGUUCAAUACACGACUAAACCUUUUAUUAGUAAAGUCACAAAAGAAGUUAAAGAACGCGAUUUAGCCCAAAACAUUUUUGAUCCCACGGACUGAUCCGAAAGUAUUUAAAUAACGAAACAUUUACAAACAUGUCGCAGUAACAAUCCACAAGCUAAAGCAGCAGGUAGAGCAAUCUCAAACCUAUCUCGCAAUGAAACUACGCCGUUCUUUCAGAUUGUUGCUGUUCGUAGCUGCCAUCAUACUUGGAGUGGAAUCGGCCAAGAUCCAUAAGAAAGUCCGACGCUCGGCUUUGUCGCUGCCUAGCGGUGGAACGCUAUCAGUCACGAUGGAUUUAAUCAUUCCCGUCGUUCCACUUCUCAACACCACAUUGACUUACCUGUGGUUCGAUUUGCCGCUCACAUUCGAUCUACCCACUGCUAGCGCGCUGAACGAACUCUACUCGAGUUUUGGCAUGUCAUCCGGAACUUCAAAUGACGAUGAGUCCCGCAUUUCAAAUGAACUGAACCACGAGUUUAUGGAGGAACAAAGAGCUAAUCAUGAUCGGAGACAAGUUUACAAAUAUGCCGAAAGUUUCUUUCAAAAUUUUGGAUUCAACGGCAAUGCUUGCUUAAAACGGGCCAUAUGCGAGCUAGCUGAAGCUCCACUAGGCAAUCACGGACUUUUCGGGAAAAUCUUUGACAUCUUAUUUUUGCCCACUGAAUCGGAUUUUCCUCAACACGAGCAGAAUUUCAUCAAUUUUACAUCGCUGCCCCCUGAGCUGCAUUUCUUGGGGAAAAGGAAUAAGGACGAAUACAACGACGCCUAUUUGAAGGGUAGAGCAGCCAGCGGUUGUCUCACUCAUUUCUCCGCAUGUCCAAUUUCUGUCUUCAAACUUUUGGACUUUUAACUUAAACAAAAAAUGUAGAGACUAUAACCAGUGAUUUGUUCUGAAACCUUAAGUUCCUAUUUCGAUAUAUCAUGUUAGAAAAAAGUGCACUCACAUCAUAUACAACAACGUUGCAUAAAUAAAAUCCCGUCCAAACUGAUACUUGAUUCUUAGUCCUUGAAUUAGUUGAAUACGUAUGAUAUACGCAGUGUACGAAAGUCAAUUGUAACUACUCAGCACAAUCCAAAGCAGAGGCCAUAACAAGACACUAUGUGAUUUCAACUAUAAAAUUAUACAGAAUUACAUUUAGAAACUUAUUCGGUGAAUAAUUCUCAACUUCAAAUAUAUUAACUUGAGAUUUUCAGCGAUUUGAUUGUCAUAAAAUAAUCAAUUUUGCUGAAUUCUAAACUUUCUGCCAGCCUACAGUUCCAAAUGUGUCUUGAAAGCGUCGAUCUAAUAUUACUUGGCGUUCAAGUUGAAAAUCGUAAGGGCAAGGAGGCCACAAUCUGUUUCUAUUUUGUUAUCGCAGAAAAGUGUGGGGGUUCAGUAUGGACCGGUAUAACAACUUGAGAAAGAGCAAAGUUCUUACAGGCUUCUUGACGUGGAAUUGUAGCCGCAAUUCUCGAAAUUCGGAUCCUAGGUUAUCAACACUGGGUCCAGUUUUCUGCUGAG